Messenger RNA from Sporothrix schenckii 1099-18, 873 nucleotides. RefSeq names its product short chain dehydrogenase/reductase family. Bases 1 to 873 code for a protein of 290 amino acids. Gene Ontology annotation, molecular function: oxidoreductase activity. The record is from RefSeq and is a predicted model, not a curated record. The transcript is spliced from 3 exons. Lineage: Eukaryota; Fungi; Ascomycota; Sordariomycetes; Ophiostomatales; Ophiostomataceae.
AUGGCUGCCGUCACUGCGUCGAAUCUAUUCAAUGUCAAGGAUAUGGUGUUUGUUGUCACCGGAGGCGGUACGGGCGUCGGCGAGAUGAUGGCGCAUGCACUGGACGUCAACGGCGCCAAGAAAGUCUUCAUUCUCGGCCGCCGGGGAGACAAACUCGCCGCUGUUGCUGCCGCAGCCGCAAACAAGUCAAUUGUCGCCGUGACCUGUGACGCGUCGUCACAAGAAGACUUAGGUCGUGCUGUCGACCAUAUUGCGGCCCAGACACCAUUUGUGAACGUCGUGCUCGCUAACCACGGUGCUACCGGCCCGACAAUUGACGACCUGCCACGCGACCAUACUAUGUCAGCGGCCGAGGUGCGCGAGUUCUUUUGGAAAACGCCCAUGACUGAGUUCACCGAUACGUAUGCGGUAAACUGCAGUUCGAUAUUCUACUGCUACAUGGGCUUUCUUAACCUGCUAGCCGCAGGCAACACGCUUGACGAGUCACCAACCAAGACGCUCGGGAUCGACAGCCAGUUCAUCGUCACCAGCAGUAUCGGUGGCUUUUCACGCAUCCCCGGCAUGGGCUACGCAUACUCCACCAGCAAGGCCGGCGUGAUGCACAUGGUCAAGAUGCUGGCUUGCAAUUUCGCACACUUGCACAUUCGUGUGAAUUGCAUUGCACCGGGUAUCUACCCCAGCGCCAUGUCUAAUGAAUUCCUCAGCCGGACCAAAGGUAUUCCGCAGUCGGUCGUUCCAUUAGAACGCGUCGGCACGCCAGAAGACAUUGCGGGUGUUACGCUGUUCUUGUGCAGCAGGUCGGGCGCCUACAUCAACGGCAACAUUGUGAUCACAGACGGUGGCCGACUCUCUAUGGUUCCUGCGACAUACUAG